GCCGCCGCUGAGGUAUCCGCUCCCGGCCCCGCUCGGUCUCCGCCGCCCUCGCCCUCCUCCGGACUCCCUCCCCGGGAUGAAUUAAGCGAGCCGCGUGCUGACGCCGCCUCCGGCCUGGAGCUGGGGCAGCCGCCGCCCCUCCUCAGGUGUGAAUGACAGAGGAGGUGCCUCCAACUGCACUUAGUGAGAUAUACCUUCGUCUUCUGUGCCAUGAUGACAUAGACACAGUCAAGCAGCUCUGCGGUGAUUGGUUCCCAAUAGAGUACCCUGACUCAUGGUAUCGGGACAUCACCUCCAACAAGAAGUUUUUUUCCCUGGCAGCCACUUACCGAGGCUCCAUUGUGGGAAUGAUAGUAGCUGAGAUCAAGAGUCGAACAAAAGUGCACAAAGAGGAUGGUGACAUUUUAGCUUCCAGUUUCCCGGUGGAUACUCAGGUUGCUUACAUUUUAAGCUUAGGAGUGGUAAAAGAAUUUCGAAAGCAUGGCAUAGGUUCUCUCUUACUUGAAAGCUUGAAAGAUCACAUAUCAACGACUGCCCAGGAUCACUGCAAAGCCAUCUACCUGCAUGUCCUCACCACUAACAACACUGCUAUAAACUUCUAUGAAAACAGAGACUUUAAGCAGCACCAUUACCUGCCCUACUAUUAUUCCAUAAGAGGCGUCCUCAAAGAUGGCUUCACUUACGUUCUGUACAUCAAUGGUGGGCACCCUCCAUGGACAAUCUUUGACUAUCUUCAGCACAUCGGAUCGACCUUGGCCAGUCUGAGCCCCUGCACAAUUCCCCAGCGGAUCUACCGCCAAGCCCAGAGCCUCCUCUGCAGUCUCUUGCCAUGGUCGGGCAUUUCAGCAAAGAGUGGCAUUGAAUAUAGCCGGACAAUGUGAUUCUAAGGCAGGUCCUUCUCUACGUGAUGAAACGGACAACGGUUUUGCUCGCUGAUCCAUCCCAUGAACCUGGGUGCCCCUCUGUGAACUAGCCAAGACUUGGCAGAUCUUCUCAUCUUGCUGGGCUCUCAUUUCCCGUGUUGCCCCAGGGCUUAAGGAAGAGUUUGGAGGUUGAAAGUCAUGGUUCUCCCGUAGAUGCUCCUCCUCCUCCUCCUCCUGCGCUGUAGGUGAGCGGCUGUUCAUCCUCCAGCCAGUCUUUCAGCGGCUGCCCGAGAGACACCAGGUGUGCUCCAAGCCCUCUGCUUGGGGUGAGGAUGGACCUUGCACAAAAGAGAGGAAGACUGUGUUGAUUUUUUUCCUGAUGCUGUGACUAGGAGCAGAGAAGGCCAAUGCAGGUUUUCACUCCUUUGGUGUAAAAGUUGUGGCUUCAUAAGCUGCACUUCUAUUUUUGUCGGCUGCUGGGAAGCCCAGAGCUCCAGCGCCUCCCCUCUCACACGGGCUUCCUUUGCCUGGGGGUGGUUUUAAAUGAAGCAUCUUGGAUUGGCUGUUUCAUAGUGAAAUGGGUGGGUGGGUGUGUAUUUCUCAACAUACACUGUGUAUAUAGAAUUCUGCCUGUAGUCUGAGAUAGAACUCAAGACCUGUGGAUGCUGUGAAGGUGUGGGAAGAUCUGACUUGAGGAAUUCACCUUGCUGUGGAAACUCAGGAGCCCUUCACUUCCUCCUUUGCUGAAUCUUCCGGUGGGAGCCUGAAGUGCUUGCCUGUCAGUUUCCCCAGUGUCCCAAGGUAUAAUUGUGGAAAUGGGUCUCCCAACGAGGUUGCAGCCAGGGUUGAGGACGUACAGAGGAAACACUUGCUUUGCUGCAAGGCAGAAGUCUCACCUUUGGUUUCUGCUGUCUGUUGAGGCACCUUGGGGACCUUCAAUGGAUGCUUUUUGUUUGCCACGUUUUGCACACAACACCCGUUCCCCAUUUAGCUUUUAACCCCUGGCUCUGCUGCCCAAAGGUGCGUGGUGUAGCCCUCUGGUCCCUCAAGCGUGGGGUGGGGCACAACUGCACUGCACUGCCCCAUCUGGGCUUUGCGCCACAGCUAUCCACUAUGGCUGCCCUAAAGGCCAGUAGGAUAAGGUGCUUGGCUCUUGUGCAGAGCACCUCUCUGGAGAAGGAGUGCUUUGCAGAGAGCAGCACCGACAGGGUUAUGACUUCUCUGAUACUCAGGAGGCAUCUCCCCACUAUAUGACUGCAAUGAAGUCAAGGUGUGCUGGAUGCAGGGCAAACAGCCUGUCCCUCUGCUGUCGUCUUCUGGGAAGAGUUGCCAGCAUCCGAGUGGACCCUUGGAACAGUGCCAGCGAGCUUGUCUUCUUAACUAUGCUGCUCUGUGAGCCCAGAACUCUGAGCUAGGAGGCCCCUGCAUGACCAGAUGCCUCUUCCUUCCAGAAUGCCCUUUUGUUUACCCCCCAGUUGAGAUUAUACAAAGCUUGAUGAAGCAGCAGGUCUGAAUUUCCAGUUGGAAUUAGAAAGCAAUAUAGAUCCCACCGCAUUUGCAGUAGAAAGAUGCUGAGAUAUUGCAGUGUCUAUCAGAUGAUGAAGGGCCCACGGUCUCCCCUGCCCCAAAGGGGUCCCUUCCCCCAAUAUUGGCUUAAUCUGACUGCAUGCUCAGCUCUUUUCUGAGACUUGCACUUUUCGAUUUUAAGGAGUAAAACAACUCUUAGGUUUCCUCUUCCAUCAUGUUGCUGUUUAUCUAAUCGGAAGGAGGAUUCAGAAGCCUGGGCAGGUGCUCCCUCUCUAUGUAUGGCUUCGGGGAAAGAGCUGCCUCUUUAAGAGGAAGGGUAGACACAGAACCCCUCCACUGUGUCUGGUCACCUGGCUCACGAGGGACUGUGAUGGUCCACUUUCCCAAACUCAACAGGUUAGCCAUAGUGGUGCUGGCUUUGGCAAGGCUUCAGUGGUACUUCCUGCCAUUUAGGGCUUGAUAAAAUGUUACCUGCCUUCCAGUAACGAUCAAGAACCCCCAUUAUGCUGCAGAGGGCAGAAAUCUUCCAGAGCUUUGGCUCUCAAAUUAAGAGGCACAUCCCUGGCAGGCUGAGCUGACACUUGGGGUGCUUCCUUGCCCCAUGGAUUGAUUGCACUGGGAAUGCUGCCCUUUGCAUAAAAGGCAGGGAGGGUGUCAUGUCCUCCAAGGGCCCCCAAGCUUGGAUUUAGGAAAGUCCAUUUAAAUAACAAUCAUUGUGUGUGAUUUUCUUUUAAGUGUGUGUUGUGGUGGGUUUUUGUUUCGUUUUGAAACUUUCCUUUUGCCUGAGAAUGUCCUGAGCUGUUAUUGUUUCCAUGUGUAUUUUGGUUUUCUUUCCAUGCUUUUGUAUAGUCCUUGUCUGAGCUCUUUGUGGCUCUUGUAUGCCUGCCUGCCUGCUUGCCUGUUGUCUGUGCACACACUACUCCUAAACAGAUGGCUUCAGGAAAAAGAAACAAAAGGCCUCAGCUGUGGGCCUGCCCCUUUUGAGAAGACGGUGGUGUUCGCCACAACCCUUAUUUAUUGAAGAGCAAAGGCCAGCCAGUCACUUUAAAUGUCUUUGAUUAAAAGAGUUUGUUUUGUU
Messenger RNA from Podarcis raffonei (Aeolian wall lizard), 3468 nucleotides. It is a transcript of the gene NAA60, whose product is annotated as N-alpha-acetyltransferase 60, NatF catalytic subunit. The transcript has 7 exons. Gene Ontology annotation, molecular function: protein-N-terminal amino-acid acetyltransferase activity; histone acetyltransferase activity. The coding region runs from base 153 to 881 and encodes 242 amino acids. Gene Ontology annotation, biological process: N-terminal peptidyl-methionine acetylation. The record is from RefSeq and is a predicted model, not a curated record. Lineage: Eukaryota; Metazoa; Chordata; Lepidosauria; Squamata; Lacertidae. Gene Ontology annotation, cellular component: Golgi membrane.